Patiria miniata (bat star) is the source of this 2369-nucleotide messenger RNA. It is a transcript of the gene stub1, whose product is annotated as E3 ubiquitin-protein ligase CHIP-like. The transcript is spliced from 7 exons. Gene Ontology annotation, molecular function: protein-folding chaperone binding; ubiquitin protein ligase activity. Lineage: Eukaryota; Metazoa; Echinodermata; Asteroidea; Valvatida; Asterinidae. The record is from RefSeq and is a predicted model, not a curated record. Gene Ontology annotation, biological process: protein quality control for misfolded or incompletely synthesized proteins; positive regulation of proteolysis; protein polyubiquitination. Gene Ontology annotation, cellular component: cytoplasm; Z disc. Bases 156 to 998 code for a protein of 280 amino acids.
CUAACGAAGAGACACUUGAGGGCGCACUUCUUGAAAAUGGCGACUUACGUCGCAUUAGAAAAGCAUAUUUUGUGAAUCGACUUGAGGGGUUAUCCGACAUUUACUGAGAAGAAAAGGACUUUUCAUGUUACUACUUAUACUUUCCAGAAGUAAACAUGAGUGCCACAGAGUUGAAGGAGCAAGGUAACCGGUUCUACGGGGCCCACAAAUACGAAGAGGCAAUCACUUGCUACUCCAAAGCAAUCUUAAAGAAUUCCUCCGAUGCCCGUUUCUUCACCAACCGAUCACUAUGCAAGAUAAAGCUUCGGCGCUGGGAGGCAGCAGCCGGGGAUUGCCGGUCAGCUCUAGAGCUGGAGCAAAAUAACGUCAAGGCCCACUUUUUCUUGGGCCACGCCCUGAUGGAGCAAGAUUUGUAUGAUGAGGCUAUUGCAAGUCUUUCAAAAGCUCAGGAUCUUGCCAAGGAGCUGAAGCUGAACUAUGGCGAUGACAUUGCCUAUACAUUGAGGCAAGCCAAGAAACGGAGAUGGUCCAUGAUGGAAGAGAAACGAAUACAGCAAGAGAUUCAACUGCAGUCAUUCCUCAACAAACUCAUCCUUGAAGACAGGGAAAGAAAAAAGGCCGAGUUGAAAUUGGACCAGGAAAAAGAGGAUACAAAAGAAACGAUUGAAGAUAAGAAACAGGAAAUUGAUGUUGAUUAUGACAGACAUAUGAAGGAGCUAAAUGAGCUAUUUGCUACGGUGGACGAAAGAAGAAGAACGAGAGAGGUACCAGACUACCUAUGUGGGAAGAUCAGCUUUGAGAUCAUGAAAGAUCCCGUCAUUACACCCAGCGGCAUCACAUACGACAGGAAGGAUAUAGAGGAACAUUUACAGCGGGUUGGCCACUUUGACCCAGUGACCCGGAUCAAACUCACCCAAGAACAGCUCAUCCCAAAUCUGGCCAUGAAGGAAGUCAUAGGUGCAUUCACCCAUGACAAUGAAUGGGUGGAGGAAUACUGAAACUGAACAUUAGAUCAUUAUUGGAGCAGGCUCGGGCGACUACAGACCAGAUUGCAAUAGAAAUCUUGGAGCUUAGCAUCAAGUAUCUGAGACAGAACUGGGAUUGCAGGAAGGCAGGUUUAUACUUUGCAAAGCAAGUUUAACGUAUUUAUUGUGAUUCAGGGCUUUUUUUUGCUUUCUGCAUUAAUGGGGCUUUUGUCUCCCACAAAAAUUGUGAUGCGAUCAAGCUAAAUGAGUCGUUUGUCUGGAACUUUCAUUUGGAGAUUCAGGCCAAAAUAGGGCCACUUCAUCACAUCACUUCAUCACAUCUCUUGGUGUUCCGACUUCCAUUAUUUUUUAACUAAAUAUGGUAUCAGCAUGCGGUUUUCACAGCAGGAAAGCUGAAGUUGUGCUCUUUUCAAAUCUGUGAGAAAAAAAAAAUUACCAGGGUUGACAAAUGACUCAAUUAGAUUGAUCGCAUCACAAAUGUCUCCCUGCACAUAUCAGUUUGUUUGCUACAUGGAAGACUAAUUCUAUACCCAUUGUUUCACAAGAAACAAAUUACCCACAGAGAGCAAAAAGAAAUGAUUGUUUCAUCUACAUGUAAUUUAAAGUUAUAACUGUGGGUAUAUGUGUUCUACGUGUAUUCAAAGGUAGUAUACAACAUCUGCAAACAUCAAAAAACAAAAUUACCGACUUAUAAUGGAAUACCUUACUUGACUGUAAUUAUCUGUUUCUAUUCGGCCAUGUACAAACACCAUAUUCUGGUUGUCGCAUACAUUGGUCGGGUCUUGUGCAAGUCCCAAAUUAGGUUAUGGGAUGGGCUUUUGCGGUGAGAUUUCUUAUGUUGAUGUGUUAUAAGAUGGAAUUUUGCGUCGGGGGGGAUAUAAAUCAAAUUAGGUUUUGCCCUUCACCGACGUUUUUAAACACUGUAUACUCCCGAGUGAAAGCUGGAAAAAAUCACUCGGGUGGAACUCGAACCCACGACCUCCUGCUUUCUAGUGCAGAUGUCUUACCACAGAUGUCUUAUCAGAUUUGAACCGGCCACCCGAUCCCGUUAGCUCGGUGGUCGAGUGGUAAGACAUCUGCAAUACCGGGUAGAAAGCAGGAGGUCAUGGGUUCAAGUCCCACCCAUGUGAUUUUUUCCAGCUUUCACUCGGGAGGUAACACAGUGAGUAUACAGUGUUUAAAAACGUCGGUGAAGGGCAAAACCUAAUUUGAUUCAUGUUGAUGUGUGAUAUGGAAGUUCCCCAUGAUUACUAUGUGCAGAAAAAAAAUUAAAAGACUCCAGAUCACUCCUUUGGAUAAAAAAGUUCACGACGAAUCACAAAGACAAAGAACAGCACAUCAGAAUGGCCGAUGACAAGGUACACGACUGUGCUUAAAAAAUGA